Octopus sinensis (East Asian common octopus) is the source of this 1012-nucleotide messenger RNA. RefSeq lists its product as uncharacterized. Bases 1 to 786 code for a protein of 261 amino acids. The transcript is spliced from 3 exons. The record is from RefSeq and is a predicted model, not a curated record. Lineage: Eukaryota; Metazoa; Mollusca; Cephalopoda; Octopoda; Octopodidae.
AUGGAACGUCUCCAGAAAUUCUGGUUAGCAGGAGCCUGUAAGAAGCGGGACCAAACUGGUGAAUCUAGCAACUCUCUGGGAAUUCUCAACUUUACGUCUGCUUUCAUUUUAUUGGCUUGCGGCAUGGCACUGGGCAGCAUUCUAUUGGUAGUUGAACAUUUCUAUUUCCGAUUUGGACGGAAAACUUUACAGAAAUGGGAUAAAUGUGGUUGCUGCGGAUUAGUGAGCUUGAGUAUGGGAAAAUCAUUGACAUUUGAACAAUCAGUGAGAGAAGCGAUAGAAAGGAGCAGACGGCACCGAUGCAAAGAUCCACUCUGUGAAACAUCGUUGUGGAAGGCACGACACGAAUUAGACCUUGCUCUUCUUAAAAUCGAAAAACUUCACUUGCAGCUAACAUCGUGCGGAAUUACUCCGGAGCCUGGUGCCGUUUGGAAAUUGCAAUCAGACUGCUACAAUCCCUGUGCACGCGAAACGAAGAAAGCCAUUAAAUUCAAAGAAGACAACGAUAAUGAGGAUUCUCCGAUGAAGAAAGGCUAUAAAUGUGAACUAAUGGAACCAGUUUCGGUUCCGGUGCUGUUGUCAGAUCCUGCUGAUGAUCAAACUAACACAACACAGCUAUCAACGGGCACGCCCCAUUUAAACAAACAGGUUUUCAGGCGCUCGCCAAGUUAUACGACAGCCAUGUCUGUAGACGAAGAACCAAAACCUCAGGCGGGUAAAACAAGAUAUCAUAAUGGAAAUUAUUACAUUGAAGUUGACAACCGAGAAAUUGAAAGUGUCCUUUAAAAUAACGAUUUCGUUAAGGGGGAAAAAGAAAAGGAACAUUUUUAACGAUAAUAAAUACAUAAGGAAAUAUGCCCAGGACAUUAAAAUGGCGAAAGUGAUAAAGAUAUGAAUAUAAUUCAAAUUAACAAAUGAAUAGCAGCGAAAAUUAUUUCGGGAAUGAGAAAAAAAAAGCAAAAUGAUAUUCACUUUGUUAUUUUAUAAAAAUGAGUACUGGAAUUUUAUUUGA